AUGAGGAAGAUCACCGGCAAACACUUGUUGUUCUUCCUUCUGCUUGUCUUCCCGCUGUCCUGGGCAGAGGACGCGAAGAAAGACGUGAGGAAGAGUGAGAAUCGCACAGUUUGGAGCCAAGUGAAGACCAGACGACUGUUUGCGAGGCGAAAGAUCUCCCCAUCACAGGAAGUCACAAGUCACAUUUCUAGACACAAGUUAAAUUUGAUGACCCCAGCACGUCGCUGCAGCCGCCUGAUGGAGAACUGCUCCUCCUAUGUGCCAUGCUGUGACCCCUGCGCCUCCUGCCGCUGUCGACUUUUCAACACUAUCUGUCACUGCUGGAGAAUGAACCCCCUGUGCUUAAAGAAGACGUAG
This is a messenger RNA of Chelmon rostratus (copperband butterflyfish), 357 nucleotides long. RefSeq names its product agouti signaling protein, nonagouti homolog (mouse) 2b (gene asip2b). Gene Ontology annotation, biological process: adult feeding behavior; positive regulation of feeding behavior; hormone-mediated signaling pathway. The record is from RefSeq and is a predicted model, not a curated record. The transcript has 3 exons. The coding region runs from base 1 to 357 and encodes 118 amino acids. Lineage: Eukaryota; Metazoa; Chordata; Actinopteri; Chaetodontiformes; Chaetodontidae. Gene Ontology annotation, cellular component: extracellular region. Gene Ontology annotation, molecular function: type 1 melanocortin receptor binding; neuropeptide hormone activity.